AUGAAGCGGAGAGGGGCUGGCGCGAGGCCAGCGGCGCCGUCGGAUGGGACCUCGCCCCACUUUAUUUCCCGGCAUGCGUCCUCGUUCAGCUUCUCCAAAACAGAGCAGGCAAAGCGGGACUUUCUCAAACGGCUCGGGUCCGACCUCCAACGCAACGACGUCGCACCGUCUCCUUACAAGGGCGCGUAUACCCUGCCCAAGGCCAAAGAGGUGAAAACUACAGCAGAGGACUUUUACUCGACAAUGGAGGUGCGCAGUUGGGGCAGCGGUAGCCACGGCCAGCUCGGGCUUGCCGACGACCGCCACCGCGGGACGCCAGAUCUCGUUCUGGCACUGUACCAUAUUUCCAACAACCUAGAACGUGUGCAGCUCUCUUGUGGAGACUUGCUCUCCGCGGCCAUCAACGAGCUCGGCCACGUGUACGUUUGGGGUCGAGUGCCGCUCGACGUUAGCCAAAAUAUCAAAGUUCCAGUGCGGGUGGCUGGGCUCGACAACGUCGUGAUCCGAGGCAUGAGCUGCGGUCCUGGACACAUGGCGCUAGUGUCAGAUGCGGGGGAGGUUUACACCUGGGGGAGGGGCGAGUCCGGUCGCCUCGGUCACGGCGACGAGCAUCACGCGUACACCCCUCGCCGAAUCACAUCCAUCUUUGCCAUGCACUCCAUUGUAAUCAGACAAGUUGCAUGCGGGGAAGAGCACACGCUGUUUUUGGCAUCCGACGGCGCCGUCUUCAGUUGUGGAGGCGGUCGCGCUGGACAACUGGGCAUUGGGACGUAUGUCAAUUGCGUCGGGGACCCGUGUCGGGUGCCUAUGUCGCCAAACACCACCACCUUCGUUCACAUCGCUUGCGGGAUGAAUCAUUCUGCCGGCGUCGCGGACACGGGAGUCGUGUAUACUUGGGGGUGGGGCGAGCAAGGACGGUUAGGCCAUGGCAACGAAGAUUCCCAGCCAAGUGCCAAGUGUAUUGAUGGACUCCGGCAUGUCCAUGUCACGUCCCUCAGUUGCGGGGGCGCUCACUCCCUCGCACUGACGUCGUGCAAAAAGGUGUUUGCAUGGGGAUGGGGGAGUUUUGGACAGUUGGGGCUGGGCUCGUGUCACGAUGCUUUUGUCCCCAAAGCGAUCAAAGCUCUCGAAAACGUUCAUGCGGUUGCGUGUGGGUUUGGCCAUUCGGCUGCAGUGACGGAAAACGGCGUGUUGUAUAUGUGGGGAUUUGGCGAAGAGGGGCAAAUUGGCACGGGAGACGAGCGGAACCACGAAACGCCGCACGUCGUGUGGACUGUGCCCGCGACAGACGACAAAGCAGGGACCGUCGACCCGCCCAAAGUGUUGCAUGUUUCACUGGGGAAGGCGCACUCCAUGGCCGUGGCGGUGCUUGGCAUGCACCGCGACCGACGAAAACGACUCAAUCCCGAGACCAUUCGACGUGCGGCCAUCUCGUUGCAGUGUUUUGUUCGCCGGAUUGUGGCACGGAUCAAGCUCAAGAAGCAUCGGCGAGUACGCGACAAACGAAUGCAGGAAGCUGCUGCAGCUGCGCUGGCUCGCCGGCGGGAGGUCGAAGCCCACCAACAACUGCUGGCUGCGAUGAAAGAGGAUGAAGCAAAAGCAAUCGUGACUCAAGCUCGCGCGAAAGUAUUGGCAGAACUGCAUCGGCAGCAGAUGGAGCGCAAUGCAGCUAGUUGUAUACAACGCAGGUUGCGUGGGUGGAAGGUGAAGCUACGAUUUCGAGCUGUACGGCAACAGCGCCUGGUUGAAAUGACGGAAGCUAAAAGGGCCGCAGCAAUGGCUUGCGAAGAAAUGGCGUUCCUGACGUUGGUCGAGCGAGAAGCCUCGAAUGUGGCUACGAGUGAAAUCGUGACGGAAUUCCUCAGUGCAUUGCAAAUCGACGUCGGGUCGGAGGAGGCGCAACGAGCAGAAGAGAAGUGGCGUACAGAAGAGUCAGAGGCUCUCGCCAAGGCACACCGCGCGAUGCAGCUGCAGGUUGAACGAGAUGAUGCUGAGAGAAAACGGGCUGCCCAGGAUGAAGCACGACAGCUGCGUGAGAUGCAACGACAGGAAGCCAUUGUGGCAGCCGAGGCGAAGCACCGCGCGCGUCGUGAUCGCGAGAUCGCUGACGCCAAGGCAAAGUUAUUGGCACGCAAACAGCACGCAGCAGCAUCCAUUCAGCUAACAUCGAAAGCGUCGAAGCGAGCCGAAAAGAAGCGACGACUCCAGGACAAACUCAAGCAAAAGGCCGCCGACGAAUUCAAUCAGAGUCGGGAAAAGCGUGACAAAAUUCGUGCCGAGUUGGCAGAGCAGAAGAAGUUACUUGAGGACAAACGCCAGGAACAGCAGCAUUUCGCGGCGAGGAUGGAAGCAGAGCGACACCAGCGGAUCUUUCGAAAGAGUCUCAAGGACGCUCCUUCAGUUCGACCCACCGCCGCAUUUCAAGUGCGUGCGUCAUUCAUAGCAGAAGCGCUGUCGUCCUACCUACUCCCUGGCGAGCCCAAACCAAACUAUGUAUUGGACCCGAAAGGCGCCGGAAUGGUUGGCGCCCCAGCCGAUGCCACAACGCUCCCCCGACAAUCGAAAGUCCGCAUAUUCAGAGAGCUCCAGAGGUCCAAAUCGUCGUCGGAUGGGGCGAGGGCAGUAGCGUCGGCGCAUAGCAAUAACCACGCGGAGUGCUGA
Aphanomyces invadans is the source of this 2661-nucleotide messenger RNA. RefSeq lists its product as hypothetical. NCBI's taxonomy places the organism in Eukaryota, Oomycota, Saprolegniomycetes, Saprolegniales, Verrucalvaceae. The transcript has 9 exons. The record is from RefSeq and is a predicted model, not a curated record. Gene Ontology annotation, molecular function: protein binding. Bases 1 to 2661 code for a protein of 886 amino acids.